CAACAUUCUCUCACCGUUCAUUACUUCCGCCCGGCUCCAUCACGCGAGGAAUACAAGACACCGACUCGCUCUAUGCCUUCCAACACCUCCGUCAACCUUCCGCAGGAGGAGGCCAGUGGUCAUUCCGCGUUGCCGUUGACUAGAAUCAAAAAGAUCAUCCACCUCGACGAGGAUAUAGCGCAGUGCUCGAACAACGCCGCAUUUGUGAUCGCGGUGGCAACAGAGCUGUUUAUACGAUACCUUGCAGAGCAAGGCCACAACGUCGUCAAAUCUGAACGGAAGCCAAGACGGACGAUCCAAUACAAAGAUCUAGCCACCGCAGUUUCCCGCAUCGACAACCUCGAGUUCCUAGCAGAUGUAAUACCAAAAACGACGACAUACAAACAGUUCAAAGAAAAGAGAGCGAAGGAGACUGCCAAUGGGGCUGGCGUGUCGACGAACCAGCGAACACUUAGCAGCGCGAGGAUGCGGGCGAAUGGCACGACGUCGCGAGAGCGGAGAGAAGACUCCAUGCUGGAUCUGAACGGGCAGGGGGACACGCACAUACCAACAUCUCGGCCGCCGAUGGUUAUGCACUCAUCACGGCCAGAUAGUACUCUUGUGGCUAACGAUCCAAUGUAUCCGGACGAUGAAGAUGUGGGGACUGAUGGGGAUAUUGAGAUGACGCAAUGAGAUAUGAGGAUACUUUUCUUUCCCUUCUAACCAUGAGUGAGGGUAAUUUUUUUUCGGUUCUUUUUCAACUUGUGGCUGGUGUAUUUAUAAAAGCUUCCAGGGGAUCGGGGAGUUAUUCUUUCUUUCCACUGCUUUGUUUUCCUUUGGAAUUUUAUUUAUUACCACGGUUAGUUAUCAUUAUUGUUAGCAUUGAUGGUUUGGAUUAUGAUUGAUACUGGUCUGGUGUUUUGUUGGAACUAUUAGAUGAUAAAUGGGGAAG
Molecule: messenger RNA, 931 nt
Organism: Histoplasma capsulatum G186AR
Lineage: Eukaryota; Fungi; Ascomycota; Eurotiomycetes; Onygenales; Ajellomycetaceae
Exons: 4
Coding region: 73-672 (199 amino acids)
Cellular component (GO): CHRAC; nucleus
Molecular function (GO): protein heterodimerization activity
Source: RefSeq, a predicted model, not a curated record